Phymastichus coffea is the source of this 894-nucleotide messenger RNA. RefSeq lists its product as uncharacterized. Bases 1 to 894 code for a protein of 297 amino acids. Lineage: Eukaryota; Metazoa; Arthropoda; Insecta; Hymenoptera; Eulophidae. The transcript has 4 exons. The record is from RefSeq and is a predicted model, not a curated record.
AUGAACAAGCGUUCGAGUUCGAAACAUUCUGGUGGGUUGAAUCCAGAAAUCGUUUCAGCCGCCGAUAUGGACCGGAAAAUGUUGGCAAUGAAGGCUAAAUUAAUGAAAGUGCCAGCACCAAGCAAAACAUCGUUUGGACCCAACGUUUGUAGGAGAUCUUCCAGCCAAGGAAUGAAGACACCAAACACGCAACAAAAAACACAAACAAUUGCACAUACUCAUUCACUGAACACACCACAAACAGGACAACUGAAACAUUCAUACCAGACUUACACACGAAACGUCCAUCAAAAAGCAUUCAGCAAAAAACAAGGACACACGAAAACAAAAAAGCAAACACAAUCAUCCACACUGAUUCAUACACAAUUAACACAACCCGAACAUACACCCAUUACACAACGACAAAGACGCUCGCAAACAUUUACCCCGGAAUUGACAUCAAGACUGCUACCACCAUCUACCAUCUUGUCAAGCAGUGAGUUCAUCAUGGAUGUAAAUUCUAUGGCGGUCAACAGCAAGAUGCUGGACAAACCAGGUAAAGAAGAGUUUGCUUGGGCAAUAACGAAGGCUCUGAAAAGCUCUAAAGAGAAGGCGAAUAGAAAACUCAAGAGGCAACGUGAGGACCAGCGGGAGGACAUUCGUCAACCACCACGCAGACGACAUCGCGACAAUUACAACUACAAUUUCAAUGAUAACGGCAACAAUUACGGUAACAGCAACGACAACAACAACGAUAACGAUUUGAACUACAACUGUAACAAUAGCACUGACAAUAAUAAUGAUGACGAUGACAACAACGAUAACAAUGACAAUAACUUAAACAAGACCUUAUAUGACAUUGAGUUUGCUGAUGAGGAAUCGGAGCUACAAUAUCGUGGUUUGCUAUAUAAAUAG